CACCACUCAAUUUUCACAUGAUUGCAACUCAAGAAAUAUUUUCCUUCAAAUAUUCUCCAUCUGUAAACACUUCAUCGAUCGUCUCAUUCAACUUGUUAAUGGAUUUCCCCACAUUUGUUAUUUGCCAAAUUCUCUUACAUUCUAUUGCAAAAGUUGAAUCUUUCGAGUUUAAGUAUCAUACCGUUUUCAAUUUUGGAGACUCGAAUUCGGAUACGGGAGGACUGGCUGCCGGAAUCGCCUUUCCAAUCGGGCCGCCGCAUGGACAAACAUUCUUCCAGAAGCCGGCCGGCCGCUUGUGCGACGGCCGUCUCAUCACUGAUUUUCUUAUGGAUGCAAUGGGAUUGCCAUUCAUGAAUCCAUACUUGGACUCAGUGGGUGCACCAAAUUUCAAAAGUGGAUGCAAUUUUGCAACUGGAGGCUCUACUAUUCUUCCUGCCAAACCCAAUGCCAUCUCCCCUUUCUCCUUAGAUAUUCAAGUGGCUCAGUUUAUCAGAUUCAAAGCUCGAGUUCUUGAUGUAAUAACAAAGGACAAGAAGUUGCAGGAAUUUGUCCCUUCACCAGAUGAUUUCAAACAAGGUGUAUACAUGUUGGACAUAGGCCAAAACGACAUCGACAGAGCAUUUGGUUACAUGUCCCAAGAUCAAGUUUUUGCUCUAAUCCCAACUAUCUUGUCACAAUUUCGCUUAAGAAUACAGAAAUUGUACGGUGAAGGCGGCAGGAAUUUUUGGAUACAUAACACAGGGCCCCUAGGUUGUUUGCCAAGAAUCAUAGCCACAUUUGGGCAAAAUGCAUCAAAAUUAGACCAAUUCCAAUGCGUUGAUUCACACAACCAAGCGGCCAAGCUUUUCAACUUGCAACUCCAAAGCCUUUGCGCAGAGUUCCAACAACAAUUCCCAGAAGCUAAACUGACUUAUGUCGACGUUUACACCAUAAAACUCAACCUCAUCGCAAAUUAUUCUCAAUACGGUUUCAAGGAAGGAUUGGGAGCUUGUUGUGGAUAUGGAGGGUUGCCAUUGAACUAUGAUAGUAGGGUUAUGUGUGGGCAGAGCAAGGUGUUGAAUGGCAGUGUGGUGAGGGGAGACGCAUGCACCAACACAACUCAAUAUGUUAAUUGGGAUGGAAAUCAUUACACUGAGGCUGCUAAUCACUAUAUUUCUUCUCAAAUUCUCACGGGAAACUACCUCCAUCCAUCUCCACUUUCACUUAAACCUACUUCAUUUUUCUCCUUAUUAACUGGAUAAAUAUAAAAACCACGUGUAGCUCGUGCUAUGCAUAUUGUACUCGUUCUGAAUAUAAAUAUUAAAUCAUAUUUAUUGUUUGUGUUAA
This is a messenger RNA of Salvia miltiorrhiza (redroot sage), 1326 nucleotides long. RefSeq names its product GDSL esterase/lipase At1g54790-like. Bases 18 to 1241 code for a protein of 407 amino acids. Gene Ontology annotation, molecular function: hydrolase activity, acting on ester bonds. NCBI's taxonomy places the organism in Eukaryota, Viridiplantae, Streptophyta, Magnoliopsida, Lamiales, Lamiaceae. The transcript is spliced from 5 exons. The record is from RefSeq and is a predicted model, not a curated record.